AUGGGGGCAAGGCCCUCAGGUGCAGGUGGGACGGACUUUGACGCAGUAUUAGGUAGCGUGGCUCAGCCGGUUAUGACUGAGAUCGCUAGGAGCUCUAGGGAACAGGGUGGUCCGUCGAUUGGCCAUGGAUGCACUUUUGAGAAGUUUACUAAGAUGAAUCCUUCGACAUUCUUAGGAGGAGUCAAUCCUGCAGCCGCUGAGAACUGGAUGCAGGAGAUCGAGAAAUUUGUUGCCAAAAUCAAUCAAAACGACGUCGCUAGCUUCAACUCAGCCGAACGAGCUUCCGGAUGUCUGGGUCCGCCGCCGCCGCGGACUGUUCUUCUUCUCUCCAAUCCUUCGCGUUCUUUCCACACUCCGGCGGACGGAAUGGCGUCUUUCCUCUUCCUCACAAGACCUGGUGUUAUUUCUCUGCGGCAGCACAGAUCACGAAGGUUAUUCAGAAAUGGAGGCUAUGGUUGCAGUCAUCAUAAAGAGUCUGCGAUCAGAAAUAUCUAGGUGAAUACAGUACCUUUAACCCAUUGGUUGCUUCUUGUUUGAUGUGUAUGGUAGAAUACAUUGAUUUUAUCUAAGAAAAUUUGUUAGUUUGUUCUUGUCAAAACAUGCUUUCCUGCUCUGUUUAGGUGAGUAAAGAUUAUAAAAUCCAAUUUAUGGGCAAUCAUCUAAAGCUUUAAAAGAAAUGCCUC
Malania oleifera is the source of this 683-nucleotide messenger RNA. RefSeq lists its product as uncharacterized. The transcript is spliced from 3 exons. The coding region runs from base 1 to 495 and encodes 164 amino acids. Lineage: Eukaryota; Viridiplantae; Streptophyta; Magnoliopsida; Santalales; Ximeniaceae. The record is from RefSeq and is a predicted model, not a curated record.